AUGCAGAAGGUACCAGCAACUCAAUUUCAUCCCAUUGUCAAACCCUGGCCAUUCAGAGGGUGGGCUCUUGAUCUAAUUGGAAAGAUGACCCCUCCGUCGGCCCAAGGGCACCCGUUCGUGAUUGCGGCAACAGAUUACUUCACCAAGUGGGUGAAAGCUGUGCCAAUGAAGUCGGUCAGCCAGGUCGAUGUGAUUAAGUUUGUCAAGCAUGAAUUAAUACAUCAUUUUGGUCUGCCAGAGACCUUGACUUGUGACAAUGGGUCAGUUUUCUCUAGAGGGGAAGUAUCUCAGUUUACGCAAGAGUAUGGGAUAACGGUUACCUUUUUAACACCCUAUUAUGCACAGGGUAACAGCCAGGCGGAGGCAAGUAACAAGAUCAUCAAAGCAAACCUGUCCAAGGUAAUUGAUGAUAACCCAAGGACUUGGGCAGAGAUGUUGUCAGAGGUGCUAUGGGCGUUCAGGACCUCAAAGAGGGCAGCAACAGGAAUGACCCCUUAUGCACUGACAUUUGGUCAUGAUGCUAUCUUGCCAAUGGAGGUGAUUGUGAAGUCUUUGGGGGUGGCAAAGCAUUUCGAUAUGCCCCUAGGGCAGUAUAGGGACUCCAUGAUGGCCGAGCUCGAUGACCUGGAUGAGGAACGUCUCCUGGCCCUUGACCGGGUGCAGGCUCAGAAGGCGAAAGUGGCCAAGGCCUAUAACAAGACGGUUAGGUCUAAAACAUUCGUUGAGUCUGACCUAGUGUUAAAAGCUGUGUUGCCAAUUGGGCACAAGGACCCUAAGUUUGGGAAGUGGUCGCCCACCUGGGAAGGACCGUUCGUUGUGCAUCAGGUCUUAAAGGGUGGAGCCUACCAUUUGAAAACAAUCGACGGACAAGUGCAGUUAAGGCCAUUGAAUGGCAAAUUCUUAAAGAUGUACCACCCAACAAUGUGGGAGGUUAUGCAGUUAUAA
Molecule: messenger RNA, 945 nt
Organism: Telopea speciosissima
Lineage: Eukaryota; Viridiplantae; Streptophyta; Magnoliopsida; Proteales; Proteaceae
Exons: 1
Coding region: 1-945 (314 amino acids)
Biological process (GO): DNA integration
Molecular function (GO): nucleic acid binding
Source: RefSeq, a predicted model, not a curated record